This is a messenger RNA of Leguminivora glycinivorella, 995 nucleotides long. RefSeq lists its product as uncharacterized. The record is from RefSeq and is a predicted model, not a curated record. Gene Ontology annotation, cellular component: membrane. NCBI's taxonomy places the organism in Eukaryota, Metazoa, Arthropoda, Insecta, Lepidoptera, Tortricidae. Bases 93 to 956 code for a protein of 287 amino acids. The transcript is spliced from 2 exons.
UACGACAUACCUACAGAUAACACGCUAGUGUCGCGCCGCCCGUGACUCCGAACGGCUGUCAGUUCUGUUCAGUGAACAAUUUACAAACCAAAAUGGCGUUUUCCUUGCAAGAUGCUGCAGUACAAUCGUACAUCGUGUAUUCCGCCAUAUUGGCGUUAAAGUUGCUAGCGCUCUCUACACUGACGGGUAUGAAGAGGAUGUCCAAGAAAGUGUUCGCGAAUCCAGAGGACGCAGCCGCGCUUAAAGGGAAGGUGAAUCUGAACGAUCCAGAGGUUGAGCGCGUACGGCGGGCGCAUUUGAAUGAUUUGGAGAACAUUCCAGCGUUCUGGCUGUUGGGGGCACUGUACGUGACUACCGCGCCUGUGGCCGCCUGGGCUACCUUGCUGUUCCGUGUGUACACCGUCAGCCGUUUCAUUCAUACUUUUGUCUACGCUGUUGUGCCCAUGCCGCAGCCUGCCCGCGGUAUUGCCUACGGCGUUCCAUACCUGAUCAAAUGGUACAUGGGGAUUCAAGUGAUUCUACACUACGCGGCAGCUCUAUCGUACAUAGUAUAUUCAGCGAUAUUGGCGUUAAAGUUGAUAGCAGUGUCUACACUGACUAGUAUGAAGAGAUUGUCAAGGAAAGUGUACGCGAAUCCAGAGGACGCAGCCGCGCUUAAAGGGAAGGUGAAUCUGAACGAUCCAGAGGUUGAACGCGUACGGCGGGCGCAUUUGAACGACCUGGAGAAUAUUCCAGCGUUCUGGCUGUUGGGGGCACUGUACGUGACUACCGGGCCUGUGGCCACCUGGGCUACAUUUCUGUUCCGCGUCUACACCAUCAGCCGCUUGGUUCAUACUUUUGUCUACGCUAUAGUGCCGAUGCCGCAACCUGCUCGCGGUAUGGCAUUCGGCGUACCAUACCUGAUCAAGUGGUACAUGGGAAUCCAGGUGAUUCUACACUAUGCGACUGCCCUUUAAUUUUGUGCUAAAUUGUUGUAAUAAAUUGUUGGGUUAUAA